AUGUACGUUUCCACCAUCGGCUGCCGGGGAGCCUGUCGACUUGUUUCAGAUGGCUUUGACAACCUCAUCCGAACUUUCAUCCUGGAGAAAACGGUGGAAUCUGCCAUGGACUGGAGCGACAGUGAGGACGAUGUACAGAAUGAGUGUGCAGAGAGCGAGGAGUCGUCGGAAGACUGA
Symbiodinium sp. CCMP2456 is the source of this 177-nucleotide messenger RNA. The record is from the annotation of a GenBank genome assembly. Lineage: Eukaryota; Dinophyceae; Suessiales; Symbiodiniaceae.